Molecule: messenger RNA, 880 nt
Organism: Tigriopus californicus
Lineage: Eukaryota; Metazoa; Arthropoda; Copepoda; Harpacticoida; Harpacticidae
Exons: 4
Coding region: 197-619 (140 amino acids)
Source: RefSeq, a predicted model, not a curated record
CACCGUCAUUAUCAUAAGUCAAACAAGUGUUUCAGACAGUUGUUUUUUUUUUAAACAAUUGCCUAAAUCUAAGUAUCUUCUUGGCGGUUGGGCUUUCUGUAAAGGAAAUCAAUCUAAAAAGGGACCCUCAGUGCCUCAACGGCUCAUUCAAGCUCGAUUGUCUGCCCUGAAAAGGUCCUUUUCAAGCACUUUCACAAUGAAUAUCCUCAUUAUUGCUUCAAGCAUGUUGUUGGCUGUGGCCGUUGCCAUUCCUGUGGACGUGGAAGAGACCCCCAAUGGCUGGCUCCAAUUCGAUGCUGAUAAUGCCCUUAGUCCCAUUCCUUAUGAGCCAACGGAUACUGAAGAAGAUCGCUCUGAACCCUGCAUGAAGACUGUAUUUGGAAAGCGAAUGAGUGGUGUGGACAAACCUAAUGCUUCAAGAAGAACCCUUGGAGAAUGCAAAAGCAUUUGCUCUCAAUCCCGUUCCACUUGCAAGGCAUUCGAACAUUAUCGCUUCAAUCCCGCCGGAUCUCAUGAUGAUGACUCGCAGGGACUUUGCCGUCUUUUCUAUCGUAACGUGGGCACAUUGGAUUCCGAUCGUGGAUCCAUGUAUGCUACUGGAAUCAAAGGACAAUGCUGAAAACCUCAAGAUUUACAUCAUUAGUGUUGGCUUCCUCUUGUGAUGUUCAAUAAUAAGAGAAACAUAUUUAACGCAUGAGACCAUUGGUGUUUGUUUUGGUUUUUUUUUAACUCUGGGGAGUCUCAAUUUACGAAUGUUCAAACACUGUCUAACAUUAGUUAAUUGAAGGGUCAAUUCUGUUGCCUACAGUUUUUUUUUGUUCAAUAGACUCCAUGCUUCUGAAAUAUUGUUGUUGUUGAAACAUGUCGAAAUAGAUGGGAA